This is a messenger RNA of Rubroshorea leprosula, 655 nucleotides long. The record is from the annotation of a GenBank genome assembly. NCBI's taxonomy places the organism in Eukaryota, Viridiplantae, Streptophyta, Magnoliopsida, Malvales, Dipterocarpaceae.
ACGGGCGUCCACGUAGUGUGCCAUGCCAAGGCUGUGGCAUGGGGUCACGGUCGAGCCAUGCUAGAGCGCUGGAGCAGCCCAGAGAAGUCCAGAAGCAGCUGGGAGGUCUGGAUAAGGCCCAGAACAGUGAUCUGGAUGAGGACGUGAACAGUGCUCCGGAUAAGCUCGUGUACAGUGCCAGACAAGGGGUCUGGAAUGGGCUUAAUGGGGCAAGCCCAACCUGGGGUUUCUCCUGGGCCUUGUAAAUAAUUCUAGAAUAGAGGAUUCUAGAAUAAUGUAGGCUUAGGAGGGAGAAUGGAGGGUAUUCUUGUAAUUGUACAAAUGAGGGGAUUUAUGUGGGGUGUUCUAGAGACUUCACUUGCAAAGGGCUCUUGGGCUGAUCUCUUCUAUAAAUAGGGGUGGCCAUAGUAGAGGAGAUCAGUUAGAGUUAGAGCUGAGGAGUUGGAGAGGGAGUGAGCUGCUAGGUGAGAGUGAGUGCAGAGAGGGGCUUUGUACUCAUGCUCUUGUACACUCCCUUGCGAUUUAAUAAAUUUUCUUCUUCUCCCAACUUCCUACCUUCUUGUUUCUGUUGCUAACCUCAAGCCCAGUUAAGGGGCCACGCCAGUGUUGGGGAAGGCUGACUUGGUUCAAGUUUAACGGGGUUAAUUCCGAGCUA